This is a messenger RNA of Canis lupus familiaris (dog), 1518 nucleotides long. It is a transcript of the gene SNX21, whose product is annotated as sorting nexin family member 21. The transcript is spliced from 4 exons. The record is from RefSeq and is a predicted model, not a curated record. Gene Ontology annotation, cellular component: early endosome membrane. NCBI's taxonomy places the organism in Eukaryota, Metazoa, Chordata, Mammalia, Carnivora, Canidae. Bases 52 to 1146 code for a protein of 364 amino acids. Gene Ontology annotation, biological process: protein transport. Gene Ontology annotation, molecular function: protein binding; phosphatidylinositol phosphate binding.
CGGCGCUGGGAGCGGCCUGGGCCCGGCGAAGCCCGGCCGGCCUCGGGUGCCAUGGCCUCGCGGCUCCUGCACCGGCUGCGGCACGCCCUGGCCGGCGACAACCCGGGGGAGGCGGCGGCCGGCCCGGAGGCCGAGCAGUUCCCGGAGAGCUCGGAGCUGGAGGACGACGACGCCGAGGGCCUGUCCUCCCGCCUCAGCGGCACCCUCAGCUUCACCAGCGCCGAGGACGAAGAGGACGAGGACGACGAGGACGACGGGGAGGUUGGCCCCGACCCCCUGCCCUCCGGGGACGGGGCAUCGGGAGAAGAUGCAGAACGGAGCCCCCCACCUGAUGGGCAGCGGGGCAGUCAGCCCCUGGCAAGGCAGUUGCAGGAUUUCUGGAAGAAGUCCCGGAACACCUUGGUGCCCCAGCGGCUGCUCUUCGAGGUGACCAGCGCCAACGUGGUCAAGGACCCACCCUCCAAGUACGUGCUCUACACCCUCGCCGUGAUGGGUCCAGGGCCACCCAGUCGCCAGCCGGCCCAGAUCUCUCGCCGCUACUCGGACUUUGAGCGGUUGCACCGAAACCUGCAGCGACAGUUCCGGGGCCCCAUGGCUGCCAUCUCAUUCCCCCGGAAGCGCCUGCGCCGGAAUUUUACCGCAGAGACCAUUGCCCGCCGCAGCCGGGCCUUCGAGCAGUUUCUGAGCCACCUGCAGGCAGUGCCUGAGCUGCGCCAGGCCCCAGACCUACAGGACUUCUUUGUGCUGCCUGAGCUGCGGCGGGCACAAAGCCUCACCUGCACCGGCCUCUAUCACGAGGCUCUCGCACUCUGGGCCAACGCCUGGCAGCUGCAAACCCAGCUGGGCACCCCCUUGGGCCCUGACCGCCCUCUGCUGACCCUGGCUGGGCUGGCCGUGUGCCACCAGGAGCUGGAGGACCCUGGGGAGGCCCGGGCGUGCUGCGAGAGAGCCUUGCAACUGCUGGGGGACAAGAACCCCCACCCUCUGUUGGCACCCUUUCUGGAGGCCCAUGUGCGGCUCUCCUGGCGGCUUGGCCUGGACAAGCGCCAAUCUGAGGCCCGGCUCCAGGCCCUGCAGGAGGCGGGCCUGACCCCCACACCACCCCCCAGUCUCAAAGAAUUGCUCAUCAAGGAAGUACUGGACUGACCUUGCCUAGACUUCAGGCCACUGUGGGGAGAGGCACUGCCCAAGGACAGGGGGCUGGCGGGCAGUGAGUAUGACAGCUGGGAAGCUGGGGGUGGGGUGCUGGGAACCCCUAGAAGUCCUAUGGAGAAUCUAUAGUAGACCAAGGAAACCUGUUCUUUCUGUUGAGCUGGACUCAGGACAAGCUUCAGCUGGGGUUGCCCUGGGAUGGUGCAGGGAGGAAGUCUGCUGCAGCUCAUGAACGCCUGGGGACUAAGCCCCAGGGUAGGUCAGUGUUCCCUCUUCCUUGGCCAGAGGGCCAGGGAUUCUGCCUCCAGAGUCCUGGAGUAGGGCUGCGGUCUGGCCCGGGGGAAUUAAAGGCCGGCAGCUCCAGUG